This is a messenger RNA of Orbicella faveolata, 2568 nucleotides long. Its product is annotated as alpha-N-acetylgalactosaminidase-like. The record is from RefSeq and is a predicted model, not a curated record. NCBI's taxonomy places the organism in Eukaryota, Metazoa, Cnidaria, Anthozoa, Scleractinia, Merulinidae. Gene Ontology annotation, molecular function: alpha-galactosidase activity. Gene Ontology annotation, biological process: oligosaccharide metabolic process; glycoside catabolic process. Gene Ontology annotation, cellular component: cytoplasm.
UUAUUCCCAAGAUGAUCCCUCUCAAAUUAUUUUAAGAUGUAACACCCAGUUUUUCCGCGGAUGACGUUACCACGCGCGAUGCGUGGAGGUUUUUGUCGAUGAUAAAACUGCGUGUAACGCCGCUAGGGUUGUCCGCGUGAGUAAACUUUGCGUCACAGUAGACCCUCAAGGGAUUUCCAAAACCGCGAAAGCGGUUUUUUUUUUGGACGUAACUGAACACCUCGGAAUAUAUUUUGUUUAGGCGCAGUGAUCCCGCGACCCGGGUGAGUUCGGGACCGAAUGUUCGUCUUUUUGCGUAAAAGAAAACCGUAGAUGAGAUUUGCACUUUUCAAAGUAAAUGUUUAUUCUUUUUAUAUCUACUUACUAGCCUUUGCUGCAUCUUACAAUGGGACAUCUGCUGAUAUUUCCAAGAGCAAUAUUUCAGUUAUUUUCUAGUUUUAAAGUCGACUGACACCUGUGCAUCGCGCAUUAGUAAAGCAAAUCAGCUCGAUGCCCGAAAUAUAGUUUUAAAAUUGGCCACCAACUCAAGGCUGACACCCUGCUUUCCAACAACAUAAAAAGGGAUUUUAGUAUUUCUUCUCUCAGUUCUAAUGCGAUCCAGCUGAUCAAGUUAAGAAAAAGAUAAAGCUCAUCUCAACCAGCGCGAAGUAGCCUAGAAAUGCUCCUACCUCCAUUGGAAGAAUGCUGUUUCAUUGCAGGUAAUUCUAAAAUUUUAUCACACAACGCCUUCUCAAUUACCGGUACCAAUUUACGCUCCCGGGUGCAUACAGGCAACGUCAGAGUAAAGUGUCUUGGCAAAGAACACAACAUGUUUGUUUUGCUUGCUAGUUAAAUAUCAAAUGACAGCUUUAAAACACCAGCAAUGAUGAUUUUCCUUUGAGGUCACGGUUCAGAUGUUUCCAAUAAAGAAAAGCUGCCACAUGAAAUUAAUUUCAAAACGAAGACAGCUAACGAACAGCGAUGCAAAUUUUGAGAAAAACAGCUGUUCUUUACCUAUUUUCCUCGCUUUUCCAACACGUCAAUUCGCUGGACAAUGGGCUCGCAGUCACUCCACCAAUGGGAUGGAUGUCGUGGGAGAGAUUUCGUUGCGUCACAGACUGUGAAAAUGAUCCUCGAAACUGCAUCAGCGAGAGGCUGUACAUGGAAAUGGCUGAUGCGAUGGCAUACGGCGGAUACAGAGAUGCUGGAUAUAAGUACGUCUGUAUCGAUGAUUGCUGGUCAGCAAUGAGCAGAACAAAAGACGGUCGCCUCCAGGCGGAUCCCAAACGAUUUCCAAGUGGAAUAAAAAAGCUGGAUGAUGACCUCAUGGGAUGGAUGUCGUGGGAGAGAUUUCGUUGCGUCACAGACUGUGAAAAUGAUCCUCGAAACUGCAUCAGCGAGAGGCUGUACAUGGAAAUGGCUGAUGCGAUGGCAUACGGCGGAUACAGAGAUGCUGGAUAUAAGUACGUCUGUAUCGAUGAUUGCUGGUCAGCAAUGAGCAGAACAAAAGACGGUCGCCUCCAGGCGGAUCCCAAACGAUUUCCAAGUGGAAUAAAAAAGCUGGCAGACUACGUUCAUUCCAGGGGGCUCAAACUUGGAAUCUAUGCAGAUUAUGGAACCAAGACAUGUGCAGGGUACCCAGGCAGUAUCAAGCAUAUAAAGAAAGAUGCACAGACAUUUGCAGAUUGGGGAGUAGACUACCUAAAGUUGGACGGUUGCUAUGCAAACCCACUAAAGAUGGACAAAGGAUAUCCAAAAUUUUCCCGAGCGCUGAACGAGACGGGUCACCCUAUCAUGUUCUCAUGUAGCUGGCCCGCGUAUCAAGUCUAUAUGAAUAUCACGCCAGACUACAAGAAAAUUGCACAACAUUGCAACUUAUGGCGAAAUUACGGUGAUAUUCAGGAUUCAUUCCAAAGUGUUGUGAACAUUUUCAACUGGUAUGGUAACAUGCAGGAUGACUUAAUACCAGCAGCAGGCAAAGGACACUGGAAUGAUCCUGAUAUGCUGAUCAUUGGUAACUUUGGUUUGAGUUAUGAGCAGUCCAAAUUGCAGUUUGCUCUGUGGGCAAUAAUGGCAUCUGCUUUAAGAAGACCCGUAGAAAUCAUUGCCGUAAACCAGGACAAACUGGGAAAGCAAGGAAAGCGCAUAGCAAAGGACACUUUAUCAUUCACGCAGAUAUGGAGCCGUCCUUUGUCAGACUGUGGCAGUGUAGCAGUAGUUCUUCUGAGUCUAAGAUCAGACCUGCCUUCUAACGUGGAAGCUUCGUUCUCUGAUGUUGGAAUUUCGACAACACGUGCUUGUGUGCGUGACUUGUUUGCCCGUCAACCAUUAGGAAUGCAUAGUAACUCAUUCACGGCUAAAGUGAACCCCAGUGGAGUGGUGAUGGUUAAGUUGACUCCAAUUUGCGAAGACAAAGAUUCUGAUAAAAAAGACAACCAUAAACGUUGCUGUUUGACGAGUUGUUGAUUGAAGAGUGUACAUUUUUCUACUGUAUUUCUAAUGAAGCGUCAAUAAAGAAAUUAUAGAAACAAAGGGUCUCACAUUUUUCGCAUAUUUGUAAUCUAACCUUUCCAAUUUUAUACCAUAGAA